Blastocystis hominis is the source of this 3288-nucleotide messenger RNA. RefSeq lists its product as hypothetical. Lineage: Eukaryota; Bigyra; Opalinata; Blastocystidae. The transcript is spliced from 18 exons. The record is from RefSeq and is a predicted model, not a curated record. Bases 1 to 3210 code for a protein of 1069 amino acids. Gene Ontology annotation, biological process: glycosaminoglycan metabolic process; carbohydrate metabolic process. Gene Ontology annotation, molecular function: ATP binding; beta-N-acetylhexosaminidase activity; protein binding. Gene Ontology annotation, cellular component: membrane.
AUGUUCCUGAUCCAGUUCGACUACGAGCGCAACUGCUACGUGCUGAAGCACGCUCCGAUCUUCAUCGCGGACCGUCCCUUCCUGUCGUACCGCGGUUUACUGAUCGAUUCUUCGCGGCACUUCCUCCCGCUCCGCAGCAUCAAGCGCAUCAUCGACGCCAUGGCCUGGGUCAAGCUCAACGUCCUGCACUGGCACCUCGUCGACGACGAGGCCUUCCCCUUCUUCGUGCCCUCCGUCCCCACGCUCUGGCAGGGCGCCUUCUCCUCCGCCGAGCGCUACACCGCCUGGGACAUCGAGGAGAUCGUCGCCUACGCCAAGGCGCGCGGCGUGCAUGUCGUCGCCGAGACCGACGUGCCCGGCCACGCCGCCUCCUGGUGUGUCGGAAAUCCGGAGCUGUGUCCGAGCGAAGAUUGCCGCUCUCCGCUGGACCCGAGCCGCGAAACGACGUUCGAAACGCUGGACGCGCUGCUGAGCGACCUGCUGGGCAGCGGGAAGGGCGAGGGCUUCUUCCCCGCGGAAGUGUUCCACAUGGGAGGCGACGAGGUGAACACGGAGUGCUGGACGAAGGUUCCGCGCGUGGCGGAGUGGAUGGCGCAGCGCAAUCUGACGGCGAACGGGGCGUACGGGUACUUCGUAAAUCGCAUGGACGCGCUGAUCCGGAAGCGAGGACGCGAGACCAUCGCGUGGGAGGAGGUGUUCGUGAACCAUCGCGCGAGUAUCGAUCCCGCGAUGAUCAUUCAGCUGUGGCUGGGCGACGGAGAGAGACUGAGAGAGAUCGUCGAUGCAGGCUUCCGCGUGAUCGUGAGCAACUACAAGCAUUGGUAUCUCCCGCAGCUCUGGGAGACCUGGGAUUAUUAUUACGGAAAUGAUUUAUCUACGGAGGCGAGGUGUGCAUGUGGGGAGAGACGGGUAGGAAUGGGGGAGACGCGUCACACAGUCGAUGCCAGUGAUUUCGAAAACACCAUCAUGCCGCGGUCCAUCGCUGCGGCGGAGCGAAUGUGGACGCAGCCGGAGCUGCUGGAUAUCGAGAGAGCGAAGAUCCGAUUCCCCUAUGCGCGAUGUGAGUUUAAUCGCAGAGGCGUGCAGGCGGCGCCCGCGUUCACGGAGGGAAGAGGUGUACCGAUCGGUCCUGGAAGUUGCAUGAGACAGUGCAUUGUUUGUUUGAGCACUAUUUCUUUUUUCAUGGAUUUUGAACGACUUGGAUUAUGCGACCAGCUGAUUAGAGCGAUCGAGAUCGAACAGUGGGAACAUCCGACGGACUGUCAAGAAGAGGCGAUCCCGCUAAUCCUCGGUGGAGGCGACGUCCUACUCGCCGCUCCCACGGGAUCGGGAAAGACGGCAGCGUUCUGCCUUCCGAUGCUGCAGAUUGUGUGGGAGAUGCUUCAGAAGGACGCACCUUCUUGUUAUGAUGAGGAUCAAACCGUGUGCAUGAACUAUGGCGAUAGUGAUGCUGGCAUUAGUAUCGGGAGUGAUGGGUGCACCGUUGCAAACCAAUCGAAUAUGUGGAAAGGGUGUCGUGCGAACGUCAGUGUUUCGGGGUCUGGUAAAUUCUAUUAUGAGUGCGAAGUUUUGUCCUCGACUGGAAUUUGUCGAGUGGGUUGGAGCACUUCGGGAGACUCGCUGAACCUGGGAACAAGCAAGACUGGGUACGGAUAUGGUGGAACGGGGAUGAAGUCCAAUUCGAAUAAUUACGAAAAGUACGGGUCCACAUUCUCUCUAGGCGAUGUAAUCGGAUGUCUCCUCGAUCUCGAUGCAGGCACGAUUUCCUUCUAUAAGAACGGAACUUCGCUGGGCGUUGCCUUCUCAAAUGUGAAACCAGCUCUACACUACUACCCCACAAUCUGUAUCAAAAACUGCUCGGUGGUUGUACGAUUUGCCGCGCAAUCUUCGCUUCGCCCAUUCCCCGCGGAAGCUUCGCCCAUUCCUUCUCCCUCAGCUUCGCAUGGCGGAAGAUCAGCGAAACGAAAUAUAAUGGCGCUCAUCUUGGAGCCCACGCGCGAAUUGGCUCAGCAAACAUACGAGUGUCUGAACCAUUUCAAAGCGUUUAUGACGCGGCCAACGGUGGAGGUGGGACUGCUCAUCGGUGGUGAACAAGUGUCUGCUGCGAACCAAAAGCGUAUCAUCGAAAAUUCCCACAUCAUCGUGGCUACGCCGAACCGAUUUUUGGCAAGCAUAAAGAAACAAAGUGUGAAAUUGUCAAAUCUCUUGUUUUUCAUUCUGGACGAAGCGGAUAAAUUGGUUGACGAUGCGAACAACAACGAGCUCCUUCAGAUCUACAGUCGCAUUCCUGCCCGUGGGAACGCCAACAACGAAUAUCGUCUCCAAACGUGUCUAUUCUCCGCUACCCUCCACUCCGAUUCAAUCCGCCAUUUGGCCGAUGAAAUCUGUCGCAAUCCGAUGUGGGUGGAUCUGAAGGGUCGCGACUACGUUCCCGCCACCGUUCAGCAAGUCAAUUUCUUCGUCGACGUCACCGACCCCGCGCAGAAGCAGCUCUACAAUGUCCACAACCCGUCGUUCACCGACGGCGUGCAUCGCGCGACGCCGCUCCCCAGCGUUCCGCUCAACGCGGAGGACAAAAGCGAAGCGGAGAAGCGCGCGAAGCUGCAGCUGCUGGUGGCGCUGAUGAACAAAUACAAGAUGGAGCGCGUGAUCGUGUUCUGCCGCACCAAUCUGGACUGCAACAACCUCGAGGCCUAUCUCAAAUCGCUGGAUCAGCGGUCCAACGAAUUCCCCGCGGUGGUUUUGGCGGGGCUGCGCGACGCGCGGGAGCGCGAUCAUGCGCUGCAGGCGUUCAAAGAGGGCGAGGCGCGGAUUUUGAUCUGCACGGACGUGGCGGCGCGCGGAAUCGACGUGAAAGAAAUCCCGUUCGUGGUGAAUAUGACGCUGCCCGAUAGCGUGGAAUCCUAUCUCCAUCGCAUUGGGAGAGUGGGUCGAGCCAACGCGAUCGGGAUUUGCUUCAAUCUGGUGAAUCGAUUCCCGGAGAAGGUGUGGUACCACACGUGCAAUCGGAAGCGAAGCAACAUGAUGAGCUGCCAUAAUACGAAGCUGACGAAGGACGGUGGGUGCUGUAUCUGGAUGGACGAGAAGGAAAUGAUGGACACGAUCUGCAAGCGAUUGGAGCAGGAAGUGCCCGUUCUGGAUAAUGCACUCAAUCUGCCGCCUUCGAUUGAUCUCACAGCUGCGAAGGAGGGAAAGAACGACAAAGCAUAGAGCACAACGUGGAGAUCCUGGAGAAUCUGGAGAAAUCGAUCCAGUCGUCGUAUCUAGCCAUGCGAUCGAUACAGUUAU